Messenger RNA from Fusarium sp. VM40, 1089 nucleotides. NCBI's taxonomy places the organism in Eukaryota, Fungi, Ascomycota, Sordariomycetes, Hypocreales, Nectriaceae. The record is from the annotation of a GenBank genome assembly.
AUGGAGGCCGUAUUCGCUUUAGGUUCAAACGGCUCUGGUCAACUCGGUAUUGGCCACAAAGAGGACGUUUCAGUACCAAAGCAGGUCCUUUUCCAUCCUGAAGAGCCAGCCUCCCCAAUUAUACAAGUUGCGGCUGGUGGAAACCACACACUGCUCCUCACAAAAACUGGCCAACUCUACGGGAGUGGUGACCCUACACCCGGGGCUUGCGGUUUGAAGACUGGUCCAGAUGCAGCUGUUUUUCGAGAGCUUCAACUUACCAAGAGUGGAGAACCUUCAAUUGGAGAAAUUGCCUUGAUCACAGCGACCUGGGAAGCAUCUAUCAUUGUAGCCAAAGAUGCAGAUGGCAAGAACAACCGAGUCUUCAGUUUUGGUGCAGGCUUGAAAGGCGAGCUGGGCCUGGGUGAACUCAUCGUUCGGACGCCGUCAGCAUCGCAGAUCAGAGACUUUCCUCCUCCGGGAACACAAGUUGUUGAUUUGGCUGCUUGUAUGGGCCAUGCUAUCGCAGUUCUUGACAAUGGCGAGGCCUACGGCUGGGGUAAUGGGAGAAAGGCCCAAGCUGGCGAGCCGGGCCAGGUCCUACACGCACCACGGAAGAUUGAGGGCAUCGACUUCAAGAUUGCACGAGCUGUUUGUGGUAGAGAGUUUACUUGUCUAUUCGGCGACCCACGAAGUGGAAACAUCAAAGUCCUGGGUUCCGAUAAAUGGGAAAUUCAAUCGAGCGCGCCCACGACAUGUCCAGAGUGGAAGGACGUAGGAGCUAGUUGGGGAAACGUCUUUAUCCUGGCGAAAGACGGUUCUCUACAAGGCUGGGGCCGAGACGACCACGGACAACUACCUCCACCAAACCUACCAGAAUUGAACAAGAUCGCGAUUGGUAGCGAACAUGUCGUUGCUCUUUCUGCUGCGGGCGAUGUUCUUACAUGGGGAUGGGGUGAGCACGGAAAUUGUGGACCUCAGGUUGAGAACAACGACGUCAAAGGUCGAUGGAAUGUCAUUGCUUCGUCCAAAUUUAUUCCUCCAGGCUCCAAGAUAGGAGAAAUCGGGGCAGGUUGUGCCACCAGUUGGGUAUUUAUUACAGCUGAGUAA